UUAAUUGCACGAAAACAAAAUUCUUAACAAAUUUUACAAUAAAAUGACGUUUGUUAUCAAGACAACGUUGUCUAAACAAUUGUUUAGACAUGUUCAUGUAAAUUGCGAUUUCAUUGUCUGAGCCGUCUGAAAAGUGUUCAUGUAAAUUGCGACUUCAUUUUAAUUCAGCCGUCUAAAAAGUGCUCAUGUGAAUUGCGACUUUAUUUUAAUUUCGCGCCUGACCACAACUGAUUAAAUCUCAUUUUAAAAAAUGCCACAGGAAGUUCAUGUUUUGCAGUGUUUUAGUUGCAAGAUAUUCCAGGUUGAUAUUGUUAAAAAGACCUCAAAGUGGCAGUGUAGAGUUUGUAACAUAAAACAAACAGUUAGAAAGGAAUAUUUUCGAGGUACUGCAAAGGAAUGUCGUUGUAAGGUUCAGGAAUUAAAUAUGGCAAAGGGUCAAAAAUACAAUGAAUCAGUAAACAGUAUUUUGGAUGUUCUGAAAGCAGCAACUGAUUGCAGUUCGUUAAAUAAUAAAGAUGUUCUCGAUGGCUCAAAUAAUAACGAGGCUUAUGAUCAAAAUCAAAAAUUAUCAACAAAAGGCAAUUCACAUAAAACUGUUAAUGAUUUUAGUUUCAGGCAAACUAAAAAAUAUUGUCGCGGUUCUGGAAUAGAAAAUAUUUUUAAAGCCGAGAAACAAAAACAUAAUGAAGCAUUUAACAGGACUUUGGAAGUGCUGGGAACAGAAAAUAAUAGCAGCCAUUCAUUACAAAAUAUUGAAGAUAAUAUCAACUUGUGUCAAACAAGCCAUUGCAUUGUCAAUAAAGAAAGACGCAACUUAUCAGUAGAGGAUUCUUCAUCGACUCUUAGCGGUGAUAAUAAUAUGAUGUUCGACUUUUCGCAAACCAAAAAAUGGACAUCUCGCAAUAUAACUGUCCAAAAUGCAAAGAAAUCAAAGUGGGAUAAUUAUGUAUAAAAUAAAUUAAAAAAAGAAAAACUAAUCCUAAACGUUAAUAGAUAAUCUUUCACGGUUGUAGACGAUCAAAAAUGUUACCAUAAUUAUUAAAUGUGCUUAUUUUAAAAUUAGUUCAAUCAUUCUGAAUGAAGUUGAACCAUGAUUUAACCUAAUCCCUUCUCGGAACGUACGAGUUAAAAAAAUAUAUUAUGCAAAAUUGUUUGAUGACCAUGGAAUCUGUGUUAGGAUAGGCAGGCUAAUUAUGAUAAAACAAAAAUAAAAACCCAUGAGCAUCCUUUGCAAUAGAGAAAGAUUUGCUUUUUCAUAGUAAUUAAUUGCAAUUAAUUGAAAAAUAAUAAAUUAAUAUAUUAAUUCUCCGCA
Messenger RNA from Lucilia cuprina (Australian sheep blowfly), 1312 nucleotides. RefSeq lists its product as uncharacterized. The transcript has 2 exons. The coding region runs from base 251 to 952 and encodes 233 amino acids. Gene Ontology annotation, cellular component: nucleus. Lineage: Eukaryota; Metazoa; Arthropoda; Insecta; Diptera; Calliphoridae. The record is from RefSeq and is a predicted model, not a curated record. Gene Ontology annotation, molecular function: chromatin binding. Gene Ontology annotation, biological process: mitotic G2 DNA damage checkpoint signaling.